Gadus chalcogrammus (walleye pollock) is the source of this 1479-nucleotide messenger RNA. RefSeq names its product UDP-glucose 4-epimerase-like. Lineage: Eukaryota; Metazoa; Chordata; Actinopteri; Gadiformes; Gadidae. Gene Ontology annotation, biological process: beta-D-galactose catabolic process via UDP-galactose, Leloir pathway. Bases 201 to 1241 code for a protein of 346 amino acids. The record is from RefSeq and is a predicted model, not a curated record. Gene Ontology annotation, cellular component: cytosol. The transcript has 11 exons. Gene Ontology annotation, molecular function: UDP-glucose 4-epimerase activity.
GUCGAACUUCAUUGUUGGUACUUCAUAAAUUACACGUCUUACAGAAAGAGGUGGACAAAACAAACAUAGCAAUGUGAAAAGUUCCAUAUCCGGACAGAUGGUUGAUUAUCUUGACUUUCAGUUCUUCCUCUAAUUUACUGGACGCGUUUGCGCUGUGACUUUUGAAUUACGAAACACACUCCUUUCUAAAACAGGUAGGAAUGGCAGGCAAAGUGCUCGUGACAGGAGGAGGAGGCUACAUUGGCAGUCAUUGUGUGGUGGAGCUCAUUGAAGCUGGCUACUCUCCAGUUGUCAUCGACAACUUCAGCAAUUCUGUUCGGGGAGAAGGGGAUGUGCCAGAGAGCCUGUGCAGGAUCGAGAAGUUUCUGAAAACUUCCAUUGAGUUCCAUGAACUAGACCUUCUUGACCGAGAAGGAUUGGAAGAUGUCUUCAAAAAGCAUUCCUUCAUUGCGGUGAUGCACUUUGCGGGCCUGAAAGCCGUUGGAGAGUCUGUGCAGAAGCCUCUGCUUUACUACCAGGUCAACCUCACAGCGUCCAUGAACCUGCUCCAGGUCAUGCAGGCUAACGGAGUGCACAACCUGGUGUUCAGCAGCUCGGCCACGGUGUACGGAGACCCCCAGCGGCUGCCCAUCGACGAGCAGCACCCGGUGGGCGGCUGCACCAACCCCUACGGCAAGACCAAGUUCUUCAUCGAGGAGAUGAUCAGCGACCAGUGCAAGGCCAAUAAGGACUGGAAUGCAGUUCUGCUGCGGUACUUCAACCCGAUCGGAGCUCACAUCAGCGGCCUCAUCGGAGAGGAUCCUCAAGGCAUCCCCAACAACUUGCUCCCAUACGUUGCACAGGUCGCCAUUGGGAGAAGAGAGCACCUCAGUGUGUAUGGUGAUGACUACGACACACCUGAUGGGACAGGUGUGAGAGAUUAUAUCCAUGUGGUUGAUCUGGCCAAGGGACACAUAGCUGCCUUGAAGAAGCUGCAGGACAACUGUGGGUGCAAGGCGUACAAUCUCGGGACCGGCACUGGGUAUUCAGUGCUCCAGAUGGUUAAGGCAAUGGAGAAGGCCUCUGGCAAGAAGAUCCCGUGCCAAGUCGCCCCUCGGAGGGACGGGGACGUGGCGUCCUGCUAUGCCGACCCCCGCACAGCUGCAGAAGAGCUGGGCUGGAAGGCUGAGUUUGACCUUGAGAGAAUGUGUGAGGAUUUGUGGCGCUGGCAGUCCUCUAACCCAACUGGCUUCUCCAGUUGAUGAUCUGUUGCAGUGGCCAUGCUUUCACUCCAAGAUGUAGCAUAACUUUGCUUUUCUGCAUCUGCCUUUUUUUAAAUGUGUUAAAUUCAUAUUCAUAUAUUUAUGCAUAAUUUAAUUGAGAUUCCAAGGUAUUUGCAAUCAUGCACUCAUCUAGAGACUAACAACCGGUACUUUGUUUUGACAUUUACAUGUAAGGAAUGAAUGUUUUCUCAUAUAAUAUAGGGGGAUGAUAAUGGAA